This is a messenger RNA of Aspergillus mulundensis, 453 nucleotides long. Its product is annotated as E2 ubiquitin-conjugating protein UBC13. NCBI's taxonomy places the organism in Eukaryota, Fungi, Ascomycota, Eurotiomycetes, Eurotiales, Aspergillaceae. Gene Ontology annotation, biological process: DNA damage tolerance; protein K63-linked ubiquitination. Gene Ontology annotation, molecular function: ubiquitin conjugating enzyme activity. Gene Ontology annotation, cellular component: nucleus. The record is from RefSeq and is a predicted model, not a curated record. Bases 1 to 453 code for a protein of 150 amino acids. The transcript is spliced from 3 exons.
AUGGCCGGCUUGCCUAAGAGAAUCGUCAAGGAGACAGAACGACUUUUGUCGGAUCCGGUCCCGGGUAUCAAUGCCGUACCUCACGACGACAACUUGCGCUAUUUCGAUGUUAGCAUCCACGGCCCAGCAUCAUCGCCAUACGAAGGUGGCAUCUUCCGCCUUGAACUGUUUCUGCCUGAAGAUUAUCCCAUGGUCCCCCCCAAGAUUCGAUUCCUGACCAAGAUCUACCACCCCAAUAUCGAUCGUCUUGGGCGGAUCUGUCUGGAUGUCCUGAAGAGCAACUGGUCCCCAGCCCUCCAGAUCCGUACCAUCUUACUCUCAAUCCAGGCUCUGCUAGGAGCCCCCAACCCUGACGAUCCCCUUGCAAACGACGUUGCGCAGCGCUGGAAGGAGGAUGAAGCCGCGGCAAUCAAGACGGCCAAGGAAUGGACCAUAACCCAUGCGAUGACUUAG